Triticum aestivum (bread wheat) is the source of this 948-nucleotide messenger RNA. RefSeq lists its product as uncharacterized. NCBI's taxonomy places the organism in Eukaryota, Viridiplantae, Streptophyta, Magnoliopsida, Poales, Poaceae. Bases 133 to 723 code for a protein of 196 amino acids. The record is from RefSeq and is a predicted model, not a curated record. The transcript has a single exon.
CAUGUCUUCCUUUUCUUGUCGCUUCUCUGAUCUCAGCACGUAACCUCCAUAUAUGCGCGACCAUCCUUUAAUCUCUCCGCACCAACGAACUUCAAAAACUAUUCUCAACACUUGUGCACACGCAAAGAUUCCAUGGGAGCGAAGCUUUCCUGCUUCUCCAACCGCGGAGGCAGCCUCUCGCAGCAGCCACACCAGCCGGCGCCUGUUAGGGUCAUUGCCGCCGACGGAUCGCUGAAGGAGCUCCCGGCCAGCCCACGCGUCACCGUCUCCAACGUGCUCGGCGGCAGCGCCGCGUCCUUCUUCGUGUGCAGCUCCGACGCGCUCUACUUCGACCAGAGCCCUCCGGCGCUGGCAUCCGGGGAGGUACUCCAGUCGGGGCAGAUAUACUUCGUGCUCCCGGCGGCGUUGCUCGGGCGGCCGCUAUCCAGCGCCGAGAUGGCCUCGCUUGCGGUGCGAGCGAGCUCGGCGAUCGCGGCCAAGAAGCCGCAGCGGAGGCGGGGGCGCCUCAGCGGCGGGAGGAAGAAGGUGCGCGUCAUGCCGAUGCACGAGGAGGUGGAAGACGGCGAGGAUGUUCUGCUGAACGAGAAGCUUAACGAGCGGACGCUCGGGGAGUUCGCCGUGUCGCCGAUGAGCCCAGAGAAGAUCGGCGUGGUGGCGGCACGGUCGCGGCUGAAGAUGAAGCUGAAGCGCGCUCUGAGUAUCAUUCAAGAGGUUGCUGAGUGAAGCAUUUCUCUAAAAGAUAAAUACUAGUGGUGUUUUUUUUUAGUUUUUGGUUCUGUUUGAAGCCAUAUUUAGGUUUAAGCCCAAAUAUUUAAUUGGUUUAGUUGAUUUAGGAUAGGAAGAACAUGUAUUCUGGGAAAGGGUAUGUGAAUAUGUCCCAUGGUGUAUGUGAUUCACUAUAGAAUACUUAUAUGCAAGACUAAAAGAAUGCAAAACACCGAUUCUUGA